AGAGUCUGCGCAAUGAGAUCCCGAGUAUAGCGGUUGGUAUGCGUUGAAAUUCAACCAGAGAAAUUUAGGUAAUCAUUCUUCCUAUGAAUAAAGCACGGACAGAGGACAUAAAACUGGAACUCAAACGCGGACUGAGGGGGAAAUUUGGGGACAGUCAUGGCGGGGCUUGGAGUGAAGAGGAGGAAAGCGGGGCUCCCUGGUUUUUGCUGGAAAACCUGCUACUUUCAUAUUUUAUUCUGGGUUGUCUCGGUCUGUGGUGAAGAGAAGACGUUCAUCGUUGAGACAUGGCUGAAGAACUAUGGCUACCUGCUCCCCCACGACAUCCGGACGUCGGACCUGCGGUCAGAGAAAGCCAUGCAAUCGGCAGUCGCUGCCAUGCAGCGAUUCUAUGGCAUCCCAGUAACUGGAAUCCUGGAUCAGACCACCAUAGAGUGGAUGAGGAAACCUCGAUGUGGCGUUCCUGACCACCCCCACAUCAGCCGGCGGAGGCGGAAUAAACGCUACGCCCUGACGGGACAGAAAUGGAGAGACAGAAAGAUCUCUUACAGCAUACACAACUUUACCCCUAAAGUGGGGGAGAAAGACACGCAGAGAGCCAUACGGCAGGCCUUUGACGUGUGGCAGACGGUGACCCCACUGACUUUCCAGGAGGUGGCCUACUCCGAGAUCAAGAACGAGGGGAAGGAGGCCGACAUCAUGAUCUUUUUCGCCUCUGGAUUCCAUGGGGAUAGCUCUCCCUUUGACGGAGAGGGGGGAUUCCUGGCCCACGCCUACUUCCCGGGCCCUGGGAUCGGAGGGGACACUCACUUUGAUUCGGACGAGCCCUGGACACUAGGCAACGCUAAUCAUGAUGGUAAUGACCUUUUCUUGGUGGCGGUACAUGAGCUUGGGCACGCCUUGGGACUGGAGCAUUCGAAUGACCCCAGUGCCAUAAUGGCUCCCUUCUACCAAUACAUGGAGACACACAACUUCAAACUACCCCUCGAUGACCUCCAGGGUAUCCAGAAAAUAUACGGUGUCCCUACAGCCAUGCUGGAGCCUACACGACCACUGCCCACCUUGCCCGCUCGCCGAACCCACCCCACCUCAGAGAGGAAACAUGACCGUCAGUCCCGCCCGCCACGUCCGCCCUCCGGUGACAGGCCCUAUUUCCCCAAUGGCAAACCCAACAUCUGUGAUGGCAACUUCAACACCGUGGCCUUCUUCAGACGCGAGAUGUUUGUCUUCAAGGACCGAUGGUUCUGGCGACUGCGGAACAACGAGGUGCAGGAGGGCUACCCGAUGCAGAUUGAGCAGUUCUGGAAAGGUCUACCGCCCCGUAUCGACGCCGCCUACGAGAGAUCGGACGGCAAAUUUGUAUUCUUUAAGGGUGACAAGUACUGGGUAUUCAAAGAGGUGACUGCUGAGCCCGGGUACCCCCAGAGUCUGGUGGAGCUGGGUAACUGUCUCCCUAAGGACGGCAUUGACACAGCACUGCGCUGGGAGCCCGUGGGCAAAACCUACUUCUUCAAAGGGGACCAGUACUGGCGCUACAACGAGGAGAAACGCAUGGCCGACCCGGGCUACCCCAAACACAUCACUGUGUGGAAGGGCAUCCCCGAGGCGCCGCAGGGAGCCUUCGUCAGCAGGGAGGGCUUUUAUACCUAUUUCUACAAAGGGAAGGACUACUGGAAGUUUGACAACCAGAAGCUGACCGUUGAGCCCGGCUACCCCAAGUCUAUUGUCAAUGACUGGAUGGGCUGCCACCAAUCAGACAUGGAGAAGAACAAAGACCGGCAGCUUCCCCACGAUGACGUGGACAUCAUGGUGACCAUCAAUGACGUGCACAGCACUGUCAACGCCAUCGCUGUGGUGAUUCCCUGCAUCCUGUCCCUGUGCAUCCUGGUCCUGGUCUAUACCAUCUUCCAGUUCAAAAACAAAGGGGUGCAACAGAACGCCACCUACUACAAACAUCCUGUCCAGGAGUGGGUAUGACAGGCUUAGGCAGCGCGCCGCCACUUACGAUACGAAACUGCGCUGAGAGGGCUACAAAAACUCUGAGCACCAUGUGACCAGUGCCUGUCUUGCACAAACCCUUUGCGAGAAGGGAAGGAGGGAAAUUAAGUUACUCCCUUUCAUCCACUGUCAAGGACCUCUAGAUGAACAUCGCCAAAAUUGAGUAUGUUGAAUAUUAGCAUGAGGCAAUUCGUAGGACGCUGGGAGGCUUUGAGGGUAAGGACAGAGCACAGCAAAUCCGAUUGCUCUGCCUUUUGCGCCUCGUCUAUCGGUUGUCCAUUCUUAUCUGGCUGUUUCAGUGGGGGUUGUCACACAUACUUUACCUCGAUGGGACUCCCAUACACUUUUUCUCAGGGGGAGAGAGAGGGGGAGCCUACCCUCACAUAGCCAGGUACCAGUAAUCUGUCUGAGUCCAGUAUCAACUUGUACAUGAACUUCAAGUAUUAUCAAGUCAAACAAGAUAUUUAAAGAAAAAAUGUAAACUUGAAUAAAAAAUGUAGUAGAAAGGCCAUAGAAAAGAAUACCAAGGAUUUUUGUGGAUCAUUUAAUAUUUUCAGUUCGAGAGCUUGGAGUUAUCAAGAGGAGAAACUUUGUACAUCGCAAAUGAUAAAUGUCUUCAUAGCCAGACCUCUGCCUCUAGCGAUGGACUCACCUAAGCUAGAGGACUGAGACUAUAAGUAUGUCUGCUGAAGGACCGCCGCUAUAGCAACAUCCCCCAGCUCCUCUGCCUGGACCAAGGGGCGUAGGGGAGAGUGAAUUAGCAUUUAAAGACAUUGGUCACAGUUAUCUUUCUUAGAAUUAUACUUAGUUUUAUUUAUCUUUUACAUGCCCCAAGGUGUAGAGGAGUACCUAUGGCCGUUUCCAUAGGCUAAGCACGUCAGACCAACAUUGACUAGGCACAAUGAACUGCUGUUGAGGCAGACUGAAUUCCACUCCAUACCCCUCUUCAUUCCUCCUUAUUUCUCUCACUUUCUCUCUUCCUCCAACUGUGUCGCUCUCUCUUUAUAUACAGUGAUUUGAAAUCAAACCAUGACUGAGGUUAAACUGCAGACUAAUUUGAGGGUGUUUUCAAUCAUAUUGGGUGAACGGUUAAGUACUUACAGCACUUUGUGUACGUAUUCCUCCCAUUUUAGGGCACCAAAAGUAUUGGGACAAAUUCAUGUGUAUUAAAGUAGUAAAAAGUUAAGUAUUUGGUCCCAUAUUCAUUACACGCAAUGGCUACAUCAAGCUUGUGACUCUACACAUUUGUUGGAUGCAUUUGCUGUUUCUUUUGUUUGUGUCAUUUUGGAGUCCGUUUUAUUGUAAAUAAGAAUAGAAUAAGUUUCUAGAAAGUUACAACGCACAAAUAUCAUACCCUCCCUAAAAAAAUGCUAACCCCCCUGUAAUUCUAAUAGUGAGAGGUUAGCAUGGCUUGGGGGGGUAUGAUAUUUGUGCAUCUGUAACUUUAAUGCUUUAUUCACGAUUCAUGCCCUCAAAUUAAAGAUGACAGUCUGCACUUUAACCUCAUAGUCAUUGUUUGAUUUCAAAUCCAAACUUUUGGAGUAUAGAGACAAAAAAUGUAAAUGCUUCACUGUCCCAAUCAUUGCGGAGGGCACUUUAACACCCUACAUUUAAUUGAAAUGCUGUCCUCAUGAUCUAAUUUACAGUUUUGUUUUUAACCUCGCUUUCAAUAGGAAAGAUGUUCAAUGGGAAAGUGAUGUUUAAAAGAAAGAUCGGUGGUACACUGGGGUAAUUACCAUACUUUGUCUAUCUCUGUAGGGCAGGUCAGGAUUUCCUGAGUUCAGCUGUUUCUUACCCUGAUAAAAACAAAAACAAAUACACAGAUGACCCAUGAUAAAAGCUAAGUUAUUUCAUACUUUUCAUUCAUUUCCCUGUAUUUCUAUUCACUACUUUUACUACAGUAGAAAAUUAUCAUGUAUUCAUCUCACCCAGAUAAUAAUGUCAAUGCCGUUGCCAGGACUGAAACCAGAGAAUCUUUCCUGUACAGUAGGAAAUGCAAACUUAGUUUAUUUGAGGUUUUAAAAAGGCCUCUAAAGUUUGUAAUUUCCAGAAACAUCUACAAAAAUGUCCUUUAAUUAUAAUCCACAUAAUUCACAUUUCCCAUUGCUGCAAGAUUAUUAGCCUGCUGUAGCAAACUGGCUCAAAUUAAGAUCCAAGAUUAAGAUCUGUAUAGUCCUUGAUACUGUAUUUUCUGACCCCAAUGGGGUUUGGUACCACACAUCAAACAUGUAGUCUUUAGAUUUUUUUAUUGACUUUUAAAGUUUUUUUUAUUUGCUUUAUUUGUACUUUUAUUUGCUGUUGAAAUGAUGUAUUAUCAUUAGCGAAUAUCCCGCUCUGGUUGUAUGUAUCCUAUCGAGCUAGUAAAUGUAUAUACAUUUUUUGCAAUCACAAAUAUGAGGAAUCGGUUGAAAGGAGACUUGAUGCAUUUUGUCAUUGCAUUGACAAUCUGUCAAAUUGUUUGUUGUUGUUAAAAGGUUUUGCUUAUUUAAAAUGAUGAAACAUGA
Messenger RNA from Oncorhynchus kisutch (coho salmon), 4499 nucleotides. RefSeq names its product matrix metallopeptidase 24 (gene mmp24). Gene Ontology annotation, biological process: collagen catabolic process; proteolysis; extracellular matrix organization. Gene Ontology annotation, cellular component: plasma membrane; extracellular matrix. Lineage: Eukaryota; Metazoa; Chordata; Actinopteri; Salmoniformes; Salmonidae. The coding region runs from base 157 to 1974 and encodes 605 amino acids. The transcript is spliced from 9 exons. The record is from RefSeq and is a predicted model, not a curated record. Gene Ontology annotation, molecular function: zinc ion binding; metalloendopeptidase activity.